GCCAAAACCUUCGACCAUUCAUUCUUCCACAACUCUAUCCAUAAUCUCAUCCUCUUGUCAUUUGUUAUUUUUCUAUCCUAACUAAGUGAUCCAGCCUUCUCCUAUCACUCACUCACUCUCUCUACUUCUGCAAAAUACUUCAUAUAUUUUAGGAGGAGUCUUAUUUCUACUCCUUCUCUGCUAGCUUGCAGAGCAUUCUUCCUUGAAAGCUCAUCAUGGCUUCUGCAUUUCUCUCAGUAGCCAAGCCUUCUACUCUUCAGGCAAAUGGAAAGGGACUCGCCGAAUUCUCUGGUCUCCGCAAUUCCUCUGCUUCUUCACUUCCCUUUGCUUCAAGGAAAUCCAACGAGGAUUUUCUCUCCCUAGUUGCCUUCCAGACAUCUGCUGUUGCUGGUGGAAGUGGUUACAGGAGAGGAAUAACAGAAGCAAAGUUAAAGGUUGCAAUCAACGGGUUUGGAAGGAUCGGAAGGAAUUUCUUGAGGUGUUGGCACGGUAGGAAGGACUCCCCCUUGGAUAUCAUCGCCAUCAACGACACAGGCGGUGUCAAGCAAGCUUCUCAUCUUCUCAAGUACGAUUCUACCCUUGGCAUUUUCGAUGCUGAUGUCAAGCCUGUUGGUGACGAUGCUAUCUCCGUUGAUGGCAAGAUCAUCAAGGUAGUCUCCAGCCGUAACCCCCUCGACCUCCCCUGGGGGGAUAUGGAGGUGGAUCUAGUUAUUGAAGGGACAGGAGUGUUUGUGGACAGAGAAGGUGCAGGGAAACACAUACAGGCAGGUGCUAAGAAGGUGUUGAUCACAGCACCUGGUAAAGGUGACAUUCCCACUUACGUUAUUGGUGUCAACCAAGAACUUUACACCCACGCCGAUACAAUCAUCAGCAAUGCUUCUUGCACCACCAACUGCCUUGCUCCUUUCGUUAAGGUCCUUGAACAAAAAUUCGGGAUCAUUAAGGGAACCAUGACCACCACUCACUCCUACACUGGUGACCAAAGGCUUCUGGAUGCUAGUCACCGUGAUCUAAGACGUGCUCGUGCUGCUGCCCUCAACAUUGUGCCAACAUCAACAGGUGCAGCCAAAGCAGUGGCUCUGGUGCUCCCAUCCCUUAAAGGAAAGCUCAACGGGAUAGCACUUCGUGUCCCCACACCAAAUGUAUCCGUGGUGGAUCUAGUGGUGCAGGUCUCCAAGAAAACCUUUGCUGAAGAGGUGAAUGCUGCUUUCAGGGAGAGUGCUGACAAUGAACUUAAGGGUAUUCUAGCCGUGUGCGAUGAGCCUUUAGUGUCGGUUGAUUUCAGGUGCUCAGAUGUGUCAUCCACCGUCGACUCUUCCCUAACCAUGGUUAUGGGUGAUGACAUGGUUAAAGUCAUUGCCUGGUAUGACAAUGAGUGGGGUUACUCACAGAGGGUUGUUGAUCUGGCCGACCUUGUUGCUGACCAGUGGAAGUGAUUUUAGUGAUGAUCAUCAUCAUCUGUCGAUCUCACCAAACCCCUUGUAGCGGCUAAUGAAAUCUGAUUUCUUUCUUUUUUUACCUUUCUUCUAUAUAUUACUACUUGUAGAUUUCCUUUUUUUUUUUCUUUUAUCUUCUUACAUUUAAAAUUGCUAAGAAUGAGAGACGAGAAUCAAAAACUUUUCGGGUUCCUUAAUAUUAAUAUAUAUUGUGUAUGUAUGCAA
This is a messenger RNA of Papaver somniferum (opium poppy), 1661 nucleotides long. RefSeq names its product glyceraldehyde-3-phosphate dehydrogenase A, chloroplastic. Gene Ontology annotation, cellular component: chloroplast; apoplast. Bases 216 to 1436 code for a protein of 406 amino acids. The record is from RefSeq and is a predicted model, not a curated record. NCBI's taxonomy places the organism in Eukaryota, Viridiplantae, Streptophyta, Magnoliopsida, Ranunculales, Papaveraceae. Gene Ontology annotation, biological process: glucose metabolic process. Gene Ontology annotation, molecular function: NADP binding; NAD binding; glyceraldehyde-3-phosphate dehydrogenase (NAD+) (phosphorylating) activity. The transcript is spliced from 5 exons.